Messenger RNA from Lindgomyces ingoldianus, 1661 nucleotides. RefSeq lists its product as uncharacterized. The transcript is spliced from 2 exons. Gene Ontology annotation, biological process: regulation of cyclin-dependent protein serine/threonine kinase activity; mitotic cell cycle phase transition. Gene Ontology annotation, molecular function: cyclin-dependent protein serine/threonine kinase regulator activity. NCBI's taxonomy places the organism in Eukaryota, Fungi, Ascomycota, Dothideomycetes, Pleosporales, Lindgomycetaceae. The coding region runs from base 196 to 1425 and encodes 409 amino acids. Gene Ontology annotation, cellular component: nucleus; cyclin-dependent protein kinase holoenzyme complex; cytoplasm. The record is from RefSeq and is a predicted model, not a curated record.
UCCUUUUACCCUAUCCAACUAAUUACAGUCGUUGUACUUGUCGCCAUUCAGGCUGCCACUCUCUAAUUCCGCUCCCCUUUCGAGCCCUUCACUCUCUUCGGAACCAAGCUCGAUCUUGGUUCUAAACCUGCAUCCAGUCUAUCCCGGAGAAUUGACGUCCACUCUUUCGACGAACCCUCAAUUACCAUAACCGCCAUGACCUACCAACAACAAACCCAAACCCGAUAUGGGCAUUGUGACAGCUACUUUGUAGAGUCACACGAUGACGGUAUCUACGCCGCUCGCGCAGAGGCGAGAGAGCGUGCUCGAGCAAUUGCAAGAAUGCAACAACGAGCUCUUGCAGAAGAACUGUCAAGGAUGACGAGCGAAGAAUACCAAGAGGAUAUAAUGGAACACAUGGAACACAUGGAAUCUCAAACAAUUCCCGAUGUCAACUCUAUUGAUAUCCAAACUGAGAUUCAAUGGUUCAUGCGCCCAUACCUUCUUGACUUCCUUGUCGAAGCUCAUGCUGCGUUCCAAUUGCUUCCGGAGACUCUCUUCCUUGCGGUCAAUCUUCUCGAUCGGUACUGUUCACGUCGAGUCGUCUAUAAGCGGCACUAUCAAUUGGUCGGAUGUGCUGCUCUCCUCAUUGCUGCCAAAUAUGGAGAUAGAAAAGACCGAGUACCCACCGUUCGCGAGUUGAAGUCAAUGUGUUGCUCGCUAUACGACGACGAAAUGUUCACUCAGAUGGAGUGGCAUGUGCUUCAGACCCUCAACUGGAUCAUCGGUCACCCGACCGUCGAUGCUUUUCUACAACUCGCACUCUCAGAAGUUGCUUAUGAUCCAGAGGUCGAGCAUAUGACCUUAUACAUUGCCGAAAUCGCUCUUUUCCACAAGGAGUUCGUAUCUACGAGGCCCUCAAUUCUCGCCCGAUCUGCUCUUGCCCUUGCUCGAUGCAUCCUCUCCCGGACCCAGGCAAAGACCUCGGAUUGGGCUGGUGCUUACGAUCCUCAGACUGUUAUGAGCUUGUCGAACCACUUGUAUCAACCAUCUGGGGUUCUAUCUCGCAAAUACUCUUCUAUGCACUUGUCCAACGUGUCCACUACUGUUGAUGAGUUUCUUCAACAUCAGGCCCAGAUUGCAAGGCGACAAGCAGCUCCCCCGACCCCGCCAGCAACCGUUGUCCUCGAAGAACAAAAGACAACAUCAGAAGCUUAUCUCGGACCUUCCACACCUCAGAAGUCCCAUUACGGAGCCGUUAUGCAACAUGGAUGUCUCACCCCGCCAAUCACUCCCGAGAACGAACAAUUUGGGCACGGUAACAUGGCCAAGCCCCAAGCACUUCCUCACAUGUACCCUUCCACGCCUACUCCCGAUCAUCCUUCGAAUGUGCAACACCAGGCGCAAUACUAUCAGAACUCCUACCUCCAUCCUCAGCGUACAUAGUGACUUGAUCAACCGGAAUGGCGUUAACCGUCGGCGUAGUCCACCCGUAGCACACUUCCCAACCAAAAACCCCACAGAAUCUUUCCAUUUCGUUGUAUCAAAAAUCCCGUGUAUGAGCGUCAUAGCGUGGUCAUUUCCCCGGCAUUGCGAGCGUUUGUGUUUUAUUUGCUGCGAUAUCAAAGAGUUCCCUGUCUUGUAUUAAGCGAUUUCCUUUGUUAUUGCCCGACCCUAAAAAA